AUGUUAUCUACUUAUUACAUAUCAGAUAAUAACGAUAGUAUUAUUAAAAAGCGAUUUCUUAAUAAAGUCUUUAGUGAUCAUGAAGCAGCAAGAAUGAACCCAGAUCAAGAAAAUCAUAAGGCGGCAAAACUAUCACAAGAACUUUGUUAA
This is a messenger RNA of Diversispora eburnea, 150 nucleotides long. The record is from the annotation of a GenBank genome assembly. NCBI's taxonomy places the organism in Eukaryota, Fungi, Glomeromycota, Glomeromycetes, Diversisporales, Diversisporaceae.